This is a messenger RNA of Anguilla rostrata (American eel), 1547 nucleotides long. Its product is annotated as RNA/RNP complex-1-interacting phosphatase-like. Gene Ontology annotation, biological process: protein dephosphorylation. Lineage: Eukaryota; Metazoa; Chordata; Actinopteri; Anguilliformes; Anguillidae. The record is from RefSeq and is a predicted model, not a curated record. The transcript has 9 exons. The coding region runs from base 360 to 1547 and encodes 395 amino acids. Gene Ontology annotation, molecular function: protein tyrosine/serine/threonine phosphatase activity; polynucleotide 5'-phosphatase activity.
UUUUAACGUCAUCACUAUGCUGCAAAGUAUUAUCGUGAUGUGGUUCUAGGUUUUGGGUUCCUUUCUGUUUCGUUCAUUAAAUGCCUCCCUAGACGUGAUAGAAUUAAACUUACGAAAUGACAUAACACUACUUGUGUUCCUGAUAACUUACUCAAUUGUAAGGCAUAGUCAAUAAGUUCUUGCUAGGCGACUUUAUAGUUUAUUUAGCUUCCAUUUCUAGCGAGCCAUCUUGCGAGCUUUAGCUAAGUUUGCCUUGAUAUUGUCGUUCAAGUUUGUUAGCUAGUGUUGUUUGAUAGUUUAGCUCCUUUUUAAACGAUCUCUUACAGGAAUCAUUAGUCCGCCAACCAGCCAUUGCCUCCAUGUUUUGUUUGACACAAUGUGGAAACUUAUUUGUAGGUACUACUUAUAGAGCCUUUCGAACAAAACACGUUUUCAUUUCAUUAGCGAGAAAGUUAAAUGAUAGGCGCUCGCUAAGGCUGUGCAUCUCGCAGAGUUUAGCUGGGUUUAAUGAACUGAGAUUGGUCGGAGUUCCGAGUACAGCAACAACUUCAAUAUUGGAGUUUCAUAAGAGGAGUACUUCUGUUUCAAGCACAAGGGAAAUGUCGUCUAAAAAGAACAACAAAAUUCCUGACGGAUGGAUGGAUUACCAAGCAUUGGGAAAGAGAAUCCCUGGAACACGAUUCAUUGCAUUUAAAGUUCCCCUAAAACAGUCACUCAGGAGCUGCUUGCCUCCUUCUGAGGCCUUUGGCCCCUUUGACCUGGUGCAUUUGCUAGAGGAAGAGAAGGAAGAGCUGGGCCUCAUCAUUGACCUCACUUUCACAACGCGCUACUACAAUGUCACGGAUUUGCCAGACAGUGUGCAGUAUCUGAAGAUACUCACUGCUGGACAUCGAGUGCCAAGUGACCCAACUAUCCUGAGUUUUAAAAAGGCUGUGUACAGAUUUCUGCAGGAAAAUGAAAACAACGACAAGCUGAUUGGUGUACAUUGUACCCAUGGGUUGAAUCGCACUGGUUAUCUUGUGUGCAGGUAUCUAAUUGAUGUUGAAGGGAUGAUUCCAAGUAAAGCGGUCGCAUUGUUCAACAGGUCGAGGGGCCAUCGCAUAGAGAGAAAGAACUACCUUGACGACCUGUUCUCUAGGCGAGAGCGGAGCAACAAGGGCAUGGAGGAGCCAGACCAGGAUCCUAUUUGGGGCAGUGCUGGCUGUAGUCAAGUUGGCCCUCCUGUCUGUAGAUGCUCACACUUUGACAAUGUUUUAUCUUUUCAUCCAAAGUCAGUCCUGUCGCGAGCCUCCUCACUGAGCGAGCUGGACCGCGGCAGGCCUCAGCACCCCGGUCCCCCUCCUUGCCCCGCGCUGCCAGGCUGUUCUGGGGCAGAGCAGGACCCCAGCGGUGGAGCAGCCUUGGGCGAGCGCUCCCCGUGCUGUCCGCACGGCCCUCCAGAGAAACCACAGCCAGCCCAGGGGAAGCCUCGCAAGCAGCGCCACAGAAAGAACAAGGGGAACCGGUCUAAACCGGAAGAGACUGGAGCCCUUUCUCUCACACCGUAA